CGGGACCGGGACCGGGACCGGGACCGGGACCGGGACCCGUACUGAGGCAGCCCCGCCGCCGCCUCCCACAAUGCCCCGCGGGCCGCCCCCGCGCCACUUCCGGGAUGGGACUUUCUCCUCGGCGGCCUCCCCGCUCUCUAUGGUCGCCAGGUGUGGUUGCCUCCGUGCUCUCUCCGCUCCCCGCCCCGCCGGCGCUGCGCAUGCGCGGGAGGCGGCCGUGCCCUAGCAACCGGAGCGUGCGGGGUAGCAACGGCAAUGGCAAAAGCAACGACUAUCAAAGAAGCUCUAGCCAAGUGGGAAGAAAAAAAUGGCCAGAAGGCUUCAGAGGCAAAAGAGGUGAAACUGUACGGCCAGAUUCCUCCUGUAGAGAGGAUGGAUGAAUCUCUCUCCACCCUUGUUAACUGCGAGAAAUUGUCAUUGUCUACAAACUGCAUUGAAAGAAUCGCCAACUUGAACAGCCUAAAAAAUUUGAGGAUUCUGUCUUUGGGAAGAAAUAACAUAAAGAACUUGAAUGGAUUGGAGGCAGUUGGAGACACGUUAGAGGAGUUGUGGAUCUCGUACAACUUCAUUGAGAAACUGAGGGGUAUCCGUGUAAUGAAGAAGCUGAAGGUUCUUUAUAUGUCAAAUAAUUUGGUGAAAGACUGGGCAGAGUUUGCGAGACUGGCAGAGCUGCCAUUACUAGAGGAUCUGGUGUUUGUAGGCAAUCCACUACAAGAGAAAUACGCCUCUGACCAGAAGAACAAUUGGAUUGAAGAAGCAACCAAACGGGUGCCCAAGCUGAAAAAGCUGGAUGGUAUCCUAGUUAUUAAACAAGAAGAAGAUGAAGAAGGAGGAGGAAACUGAUGAGACUUGUGUUCUGGGUAUUUAAUUAUUUAAGUAUCUCCAGAUUGCUCAGCACAUAGAACUUCGAUAUAAACAUUUGUUUUGAAGAAAAUCUUUGGGCAAUUUUUAGAAGACCAGCUUAUCUCCACCGUCUCUCACCCAAAGAAUUAUUUACCAAAAUUCAGGCACACCAAUUUUGUCAAGCUUGUGACAUCUUCUGCAGAGACCAGUGGAGCUGAGUUUAUCUGCUGUUUGGUUAGUAAGUAAUCUUUACCUAAAGUAAUACCUAGCUAUUCCUAAUCCCUGAUUAGUGGUGCUUGUUGUCCACUCUCGGGUUAUAAUACAACAAUUUUAGCUUGUUAGGUGCAGCUGGCCAAUGUUCGUUUGAAACACUGAGGCUAAACAAUGUUGUGUUUUAUAGAUACAUUACAGACUUUGUUAUGUUUAAUUUUCUCAUGGGAAUCCCUUAAUAUUUUAAGUAUGUGAAUUUGCCUUUUCAUCCCCUUAACUAUUAUGCCAAAUAGGCCCAGUAGUUGUGGAUGUACGCACAAAAAAGGUAUUGGGCUCAUGAUCUUUUGUUACUGGCCUUAAGUUUUGAACUGGGCUUCUUGCAUUGGAACUCGUAGCUUUGUAGCUUAGAAGGCCACGUACAAUGUGUAUGUUUGUUUAUUUUAAAGAGGCAAUGGGAAUUCUUUGCAUGGUUUCAGUGAGACUAAAAUGUCUGCUAGCUUUUUGUCUCUCAUUAAGAAAUUACUUUGAUUGGAAAAAUGUAGAUUAUUAGUCUACAGCUGGUUCCUAGUUUUGUUUUGGCUCACUGAUGGACAUAAUCCUUCUCAGCUCUGGAAUUUUCCUGUAACUUAGUAGGCUAAUACUAACUCAAAUAGUGAUCAAAGACCUGGGCUUGAGAUUUAAGAUUCUGGUUUUGAGGUACUCAUUUGUUUUUUUUUUAAAGCACAGAUGUAAGCAGUGAGUGGAAUGUGUAUGUAGUUACUGAGGAAGGUGAGAUGAGAUGGGAAGCGGGCGCUGGAAAAUAAGUUUUGAAGACAUACUAAAUGUGCUAUAUUGCAGGCUAACCAGUUUUAAUAAAGCCCCCUUAUAUGACAGGUAACUAUUUUUUAGUGAAAAGUGCUAAAACAAUGAAGACAUACUCGAUUGCACUGUUGGAUGCCGAAUGUUUUUACUCCCCUUUCCUCUCUUUAGAGAAUAGAUCAAGUGAUCUAAGUAGAUUUUUUUAUUUAUUUUUUAAGUUUUUGUUCUAAUUCAUGGCAUCAUCUUUGUUUAAAUUAGAAUGGCAAGAAGCAUGCUUCCUGGUUUUAGAACAGGCAUAUAAGGGAUGGAGGCAGAAUGCCACUUUUAAUUGUUUUGUUUGUGAAGGUAUGGCAGGGGUUGAUAGCCUGGAAGUCAUGGUCAGAGAGAAAACGAUGGAAUUGGCCUAGGUGACAGUGAUACUGAUCUCAAGCUCCAGGUAUAAUUUUAGUAGAAGAUAUAAAUUGAUUAGCAAUAGAAUUCAGUGAAAAGUGUGAAGCGGAAGAUAACAAGGAAAUCAGCACUUAGUUUCAAUAUAUUCUCUCUCAUUGGUCUUGAAGUGUUAGAAGAAUUUGUAAGCAUUCCAAGUUAAGUUGGCAAUUGCAGAUAAGAUUUGAGUUUGAUUUAGAGCCCUUUCUUAAUAGAAGGCCAGAAGAGCAAUGGCAAAUGCUGUUGACAUUCCUCAUCCAGCACAAACCAUUUCUGGACAGCAGCUCCGGCAAGCAGAAGCUGGUUCUUAGUUAACUUGAUCACUGGAUUUAUUUUACAGAUUUUGUACCCACAUGUAAUGAUAAGGAGUCAACAACGAUUUCACAUUGUCCUCUUUUAGAACUAAUCCAUGAAGUUCACUAGCAGCUACUUUUGGAAAAGUGGACGUGCUCUGAAAAUACCUAUCUUCUGGCACAUGCAGCCUCUACUGACCACCUUUUGUGUUAGGGUGAUAGGGGAUUGGUACGUGCUCUUGACUACUGUGAUUAAAAUGUGUUUAUCCUGAGUCAGAGCUGGAGUGGAACAAAACCUGACUUCUGGAUAAUACUAACAAAAGGAAAAGUCAAAUUCAUGUAUGUGUGUGUGGAGAUAGAUAUUUCCAGAAUAGAAUCAUGGAGCUUGGCCAAGAAGCAAUGCAUUCAAACCUCUGUAACUGUUUUCUCCUAGUAUAAUUUCUAAUUAUGGUAUGUAGGGCUUAAUUAGCUCCUCAGAUGAAAUGAGAGGAUGGGGAGAUAGAACGUGGUCCAAUGCCAUAUAAUCCUACUGGUUGAUUUUUUUAAUAUCUAAAUGUGAUCUAAGUGUGUACAUUUAUGAAGGCAGUAUUGGAAAGAGCAAAGACUCAGACUAUUUUGGGGCAGUCUAAGAACAGAAGAGAAAGGUAAGUGUUCUAUGUGGUGACAACUGGAACAAAGCACAGCUCCCUUGUCAAGACUUGGGGGGGUGAAAGAACGAUUCCUGGCUCUUGUAGGUGACAAGGAAGGGCUGUAGGUAAUCAGGCUGGCUCUUGUAAGUGACAAACAGAGGCUGUGUGUAUGGUGAUCAGUCCAACAGUAACUGGUGCAGGUGUUAGGUGGUGGAGCUGGGGGUAUCAUGUAGCCCACUGCCAUCAGCUCUUUUAAUGGAUUAACAGCACAAAUUCUCUAGCUCUUAGUUUGGGCUGCAGUAUAAAUACCACACACACACACACACAAAUCAUUAUUGAAGGAACAAGGUAUCCAGAAUCAGCACCAUUGUAACAGCAGUAAGGUACAUUUACAAACUUUCCUCUACUGUUCACCCUUCAUGCUGCAGUAUCUCAGCAUAUAAAUUAAAACCCUUCUGAAGUUUCAGCUUAAUGUUGCUGUGCCUGAUGAAUUGCGGUUAUUGUCAAGAACAAAGCUAAACCCUGUUAACUUUCUCCUCCAGAAUAAGAAAAGUUUUCAUAAAUUUUUAAAAUUUGCACUUUAAAAUUAUGCACUGGAUGUGGUGGAAGAUGUACGCAGAUGACAGAAUUACAGCAGCAGAUUUGCAUACUAAUGGUGCUGCUGCACUCUGUCAUUUAUAAGCUAACAGAUGAUCAGACUGCAUGCCCCUGAGGCGUGGCUGAGUAGGAUGUUGAAGGACUUGUCUUUCUGUAUUAUUCUUUGCGCUUCCAUAUCUCACCACAUCCAUUAAAGUCCUAAGCACAUUAUUAGUCAUGGAUGAAAAGAGCACCCAUGUAAAACUUGCAAGCCAUGUGGAAUCCUGCUUUUCCCACUGAAAUUAUGGAGGAUUAGCAUCCACUUUAUUCCUUAGAAAAAUAUCUAAAAUUAAAUUAGAGAUAGGAAAUAAGUAUUUUACCUACUUGUUAGCACACUGAUCUCUCUUCAAAGAACCAAUGUAUGCGGUGAUUAUGUUGCGAAUGGCUGGAAAGAGACCUGAGAACCAGCAAAUGACUCAGGUUACACUAGAAGUAGACUCAUCUAGAAAAAUCUUCAAGCAAGAGAGCACUUUUAACAUCUACUUUUGAUUACCUUUUGUAUACAGUAAUUUUGUAGCAUGACCAAACUGUUAAAAUUGCUGUGUUUAAAUUAUUUAGGCCUAUGUUUAUAAAUGAUCUUCUGUGAAACUUGUUUAAAAAUAAUAGAACGUUAUUUUAUACAAAAAACUUUGGCUGUUGUGUAAUGGAAUAGUUCAACUUCUGGAGAGCUUUCAGAAAUUAAAUGUUGUUCUCAUUAAAAACUUUCCUAGCUGCUCAGGGAGCAAUUUAGUUUGUAAGUGCUGUCCCUUAUUGCCUCUAUAUUUUAGAAUAGAAAAUAACUUAGACUUCAAAAGCAUUGAUAUAUUGUGAUUGUUGUCAUCUGAUACAUAAAUAUUUUUCGAUCUUUUAAGAAAGACAUUGGUUGUCAGAUUUGUUCUUAGGUCCUAAGAAAAAAUGUUUACCUUUAUAUAGGGAAAAAAGGCCAUUUUAUGUUAAAUAAAGGGUAAGUCUUACUUCAAC
Molecule: messenger RNA, 4795 nt
Organism: Cygnus olor (mute swan)
Lineage: Eukaryota; Metazoa; Chordata; Aves; Anseriformes; Anatidae
Gene: DNAL1
Product: dynein axonemal light chain 1
Exons: 8
Coding region: 256-843 (195 amino acids)
Cellular component (GO): cytoplasm
Molecular function (GO): protein kinase binding
Source: RefSeq, a predicted model, not a curated record